Molecule: messenger RNA, 255 nt
Organism: Aspergillus melleus
Lineage: Eukaryota; Fungi; Ascomycota; Eurotiomycetes; Eurotiales; Aspergillaceae
Exons: 1
Coding region: 1-255 (84 amino acids)
Biological process (GO): tetrahydrobiopterin biosynthetic process; tetrahydrofolate biosynthetic process
Cellular component (GO): cytoplasm
Molecular function (GO): GTP binding; zinc ion binding; GTP cyclohydrolase I activity
Source: RefSeq, a predicted model, not a curated record
AUGGCCCGUUUGGCUGAGAUGUUUUCUCGCAGGCUUCAGGUUCAAGAACGACUGACCAAAGAGGUUGCCACGGCCGUAUUCAACGAGCUGAAGCCCAAGGGUGUCGGGGUCAUCGUGGAGUGCAUUCACUUAUGCAUGGCUAUGCGCGGUGUUCAGAAGGUGGGGAGCUCUACAACUACCAGCUGUAUGCUUGGCUGCAUGUUGACGAACUCCGAGGUCAAACGUGAAUUCGUGUCACUUCUUCAUCUGAAGUGA